GAAACGGGGCGUGGGCCAGAGCCUGAAGCAUCCCUGGCCACUACGAUCGCUCCGCCUGUGGCCACCAAUUCCCCUCCUCUUCUGGCGUCCCUCUCUCCGCCCCUGUCGCCUGCCAGCACCGGACACGCUGCUGCACUUCAUCUCUUGGGGCGCUCUUCUCUUUGGCCAACCGUCGCAUCCUGUGCAACUCUGGUCAGUGGCCGUUUUGUGUUGAAUGUUCUCCACCAAGAGCGCAUGGCUGCGGAAGCGAGGUGCAGACCGAGGUCCCGAGGGAUCGCCCUCCGGGAAGCGGUGAUGCUGUUGUUGUACUUCGGGGUGCCAACCGGGCACUCCUACAACCUGGACCCGGAGAAUGCACUGCUGUACCAGGGCCCCUCCGGCACGCUGUUUGGCUACUCGGUGGUGCUGCACAGCCACGGGUCGAAGCGCUGGCUCAUCGUGGGGGCUCCCACUGCCAGCUGGCUCUCUAAUGCCUCAGUGGUCAAUCCUGGGGCGAUUUACAGAUGCGGGAUCAGAAAGAAUCCAAACCAGACCUGCGAACAGCUCCAGCUGGGUAGCCCCAGUGGAGAGCCUUGUGGGAAGACAUGCCUGGAGGAGAGGGAUAACCAGUGGCUGGGGGUCACCCUUUCCAGACAGCCUGGAGAAAAUGGCUCUAUCGUGACUUGUGGGCACAGGUGGAAAAAUAUUUUUUACAUGAAGAGCGAUAACAAACUCCCCACUGGCAUUUGCUACGUCAUGCCUUCUGAUUUGCGGACAGAACUGAGUAAAAGGAUGGCCCCGUGUUACAAAGAUUAUACGAGAAAAUUUGGAGAAAAUUUUGCAUCAUGUCAAGCUGGAAUAUCUAGUUUUUACACACAGGAUUUAAUUGUGAUGGGGGCCCCGGGAUCAUCGUACUGGACUGGCACCGUCUUUGUCUACAAUAUAACUACAAACCAAUACAAAGCAUUUGUAGACAGACAGAACCAAGUAAAAUUUGGAAGCUACUUAGGCUACUCAGUUGGAGCUGGACAUUUUCGAAGUCCACAUACUACCGAAGUCGUGGGAGGAGCCCCUCAACACGAACAGAUAGGAAAAGCAUAUAUAUUUAGCAUUGAUGAAAACGAACUGAACAUCGUAUAUGAAAUGAAAGGUAAAAAGCUUGGCUCAUACUUUGGAGCUUCUGUCUGCGCUGUGGACCUCAAUGCAGAUGGCUUCUCAGAUCUCCUUGUUGGAGCUCCCAUGCAGAGCACCAUCAGGGAGGAAGGAAGAGUAUUCGUGUACAUCAACUCUGGCAUGGGAGCUGUGAUGGUUGAAAUGGAAAGGGUCCUUGUCGGAAGUGACAAAUAUGCUGCAAGAUUUGGGGAGUCUAUAGCGAAUCUUGGCGACAUUGACAAUGACGGCUUUGAAGAUAUUGCUAUUGGUGCACCACAAGAAGACGACUUGAGAGGUGCUGUCUACAUUUACAAUGGCCGAGUCGAUGGAAUCUCCUCCACCUACUCACAGAGAAUUGAAGGACAGCAAAUCAGCAAAUCAUUAAGGAUGUUUGGACAAUCUAUCUCAGGACAAAUUGAUGCAGACAACAAUGGAUAUGUUGAUGUAGCCGUUGGUGCAUUUCAAUCUGAUUCUGCAGUGUUGCUAAGGACAAGGCCUGUAGUGAUUGUUGAAGCAUCUUUAAGCCAUCCUGAGUCUGUAAAUAGGACAAAGUUUGACUGUACUGAAAAUGGACUUCCAUCUGUGUGCAUGCAUCUUACACUGUGUUUCUCAUAUAAAGGCAAAGAGGUCCCAGGCUACAUCGUUUUGUUUUACAAUGUGAGCUUGGAUGUGCACAGGAAGGCAGAGUCUCCGUCAAGAUUUUAUUUCUUCUCUAAUGGGACUUCUGACGUGAUUACAGGAAGCAUACGAGUUUCAAGCAGUGGAGAGAAAUGUAGGACACACCAGGCAUUCAUGCGGAAAGACGUGCGAGACAUCCUUACCCCCAUUCAUGUAGAGGCCACAUACCACCUUGGGCAUCAUGUGAUCACCAAACGAAACACUGAGGAAUUUCCACCACUCCAGCCGAUCCUUCAGCAGAAGAAAGAAAAAGACGUUAUUAGAAAAAUGAUAAACUUUGCAAGGUUUUGUGCCUAUGAAAAUUGCUCUGCUGAUCUCCAAGUUUCUGCAAAAGUUGGAUUUUUGAAGCCAUAUGAAAAUAAAACCUAUCUUGCUGUUGGGAGCAUGAAGACCAUAAUGCUAAACGUGUCCUUGUUCAACGCUGGCGAUGAUGCUUACGAAACCACUCUGAAUGUCCAACUCCCCACAGGCCUUUAUUUCAUUAAGAUCUUAGACCUGGAAGAGAAACAAAUAAACUGCGAAGUGACUGAGAGCUCAGGCAUAGUGAAGCUUGCCUGCAGCCUAGGUUACAUAUAUGUGGAUCGCCUCUCAAGGAUAGACAUUAGCUUUCUCCUGGAUGUGAGCUCACUCAGCAGGGCACAUGAGGACCUCAGCAUCAGUGUGCAUGCCUCCUGUGAAAACGAGGGCGAAUUGGACCAAGUGAGGGACAACAGAGUGACCUUAACGAUACCUCUAAGGUAUGAGGUUAUGCUGACUGUUCAUGGGCUUGUGAACCCAACUUCAUUUGUGUAUGGAUCUAGCGAAGAAAACGAGCCAGAAACAUGCAUGGCCGAGAAGCUGAACCUCACUUUCCAUGUUAUAAACACUGGGAUUAGCAUGGCUCCAAAUGUUAGUGUGAAAAUAAUGGUACCAAAUUCUUUUCUCCCUCAAGAUGAUAAGUUGUUCAACGUUUUGGAUGUCCAGACAACUACAGGGCAAUGCCAUUUUAAACACUAUGGAAGAGAGUGUACAUUUGCACAGCAAAAAGGCAUAGCGGGGACGUUGACCGAUAUAGUCAAAUUCCUAUCAAAGACUGAUAAGAGACUCCUGUAUUGCAUGAAAGCUGAUCAACACUGUUUAGAUUUCUUAUGCAAUUUCGGAAAAAUGGAAAGUGGGAAGGAAGCCAGCGUUCAUAUUCAGCUGGAGGGCAGGCCAUCCAUCUUGGAAAUGGAUGAGACCUCAUCACUCAAGUUUGAAAUAAAAGCAACAGCUUUUCCAGAGCCACACCCAAAAGUUAUUGAACUAAAUAAAGAUGAGAACGUGGCCCAUGUUUUCUUGGAAGGGCUCCAUCAUCAAAGACCCAAACGACAUUUCACCAUCAUUAUUAUUACCAUCAGCUUGCUACUUGGACUUAUUGUACUUUUAUUAAUUUCAUGUGUUAUGUGGAAGGCUGGAUUCUUUAAAAGACAGUACAAAUCUAUCCUACAAGAAGAAAACAGGAGAGACAGCUGGAGUUAUGUCAACAGCAAAAGCAAUGAUGACUGAAGACUUCUACACUGAGAGAACUGAAAAACUCAGGUUAGGAAAAAGAAAUCCUGUUCAGAAGACCCGUCAGAAUUUCUUCUUUUUUUCCAUGUGCUUAUGAUUUUGUGACAUACUCUUAGUGCAGGGGAAAUCUUCAAGAAAGAAGCUACCCAAAGGUGGCUUGUCAGCUUCGGUGGAUGAGUGAAGCAAAACACUAAAGCUCUGGAUGUACCGGAGAGGUGACCUGUUUAAGACAACUUAAAGCUAGAGAGAAUCCAGACUCAGCAGGGCCGACUUAAAGGGAAUGAUUUUUCAACAUCACUGAUGAAGUGGCUCAUCUCAGUGAAAUGGAUGCCAUGAUGUGGAAACUUGUUGGCUUCAAAUACUUUUGAUUUAUCUUCAAACUAUGAUCAUGAUCUUUGAAUUCACUGAGACUCUUUCAAAUGGCUGUUCCAAGAUUGUCUAAUGGAUAAGUCAUUUUUUAUUAGAUAUUUUCUUUAUUUACAUUUCAAAUGUUAUCCCCUUUCCUAGUUUCCACUCCAAAAAUCCCCUAUCCUCUCCCCUGUCCCCUGCUCCCCAAUCGACCCACUCCCGCUUCCUGGCCAAGGCGUUCCCCUAUACUGGGGAAUAGAACCUUCACAGGACCAAGGGCCUCUCCUCCUAUUGACAGAGCACAGGGUCCCCAAUGAAGGAGUUAGAGAAAAUACCCAAGGAGCUGAAGGGGUUUGCAGCCCCAUAGGAGGAACAACAAUAUGAACUAACCAGUAACCCCAGAGCUUCUUGGGACUAAACCACCAACCAAAGAAAACACACGGAGAGACGCAUGGCUCUAGCUGGAUCAAUCAUUUUAAAGCAGAGGACCUGAAGACUGCUCUUGGUGGUGCUGCAUCCCUGGGCUGUGUCCCUACAGCCCUUUUACUCUGCAGAUAGGAACUGUAAAAUCCUAAAGAACAAAAUCCGUUUGCAGCAGGAUGGCUUCUGGGGAAAUGGUCAGCUGCGGACUCUUGUGUGUAUGUACAUAUACUUUUUUAAAGGAUAAAAAUCUCAAUCUACUUCUUUAUUAAGAACACCCAGGAAUAGUUUGCAUCUUCUAAGCUUCACCUUUAAUACCAAUUCUUAAGAAUUUUAUCCUCAUAGCAGAUUAUAAAUAUCGCACUUUAGCUGAUACACACUGAUACAACAUGAACUGCAGCUCACUGAUGAUCGAAAAUUGUGUGAAGAGAGAUUUAGGAACCAAUAUUUCAUAAAACAUUCACUGCAUCAAAUUAUGCAAACAUGAGUAUCUGCUAGGAUAUUGUUGUUUCUCUUGGUCUGGUUGAAUAUACAUAAACUAGGACUCUAAAACACCACAUUCUGUCAUAGAAAUGGAGACACAAAAAUCAUAGUUGGAACUGCAAAUCACUGAUCAAGUUUGUGUGCAGUGGCAUCAAAAUUCCCAUGCGAUAAUGCAUGCUUGAUGUUGUUGAACAAGAUACUAUUUUAAAAUGAAAUAGCUUCUACCUGGGUUUCACAUAAUUUGUCUGUAAUUACAAUCAUUUUUGUAGUAUUUAUUUCAUAUAUGUAGUUUGAUAAAUGUAAGUUUUCAUUUGAAUCUGUUAUGUGUAAGCAAGCUAAGGCCAGACUUUGAACAUGUGCUGGGUAAAAGGGGCAGCCUUCAGUGUUGUGAAGAAAGAUCGCUUUACAGGAAGGGUUUGAUGCCAGCUGGCCCUUCCUCAGAUUUCCUGACUUGUGAGGAUGGCUUGUUCACAAGCCUCUGGCUGGAGCCGUGGAGGGAGGUUUUGAGUGCUGAAACUUGAGCAUAGAGCAUCAGAUCUGGGUGAGCAGAAACCAUAUUUAAUUAGAUGCUUAUAUUUUUAAGGGAUGCUUUUUUGUGUAAAAGGUUUAAGUUGAUGGUUUUCUUAUAAAAAUUCAAGUAGUUAUUUCAUGAGGAUGCCAAAGUUAAUAGAUGAGAAAUCAAUAUCAUUUUAGACCUACCGUUUCAAGGAAUGGUCUCUGAGGAGAGUUAAAUGUGGAUCAUUGCACUGAAAACCGACUCCUGCCUUUCAGGUACAAAAGAACGUAGCUACCUCCUGGGCCACAUUUUGCCCAAUUAGAAAGAAAUAUUUUUAUAUUUAUUAAUAAAACUUAGAAUUUUAUAUAAGCUUUAAAAUGUAGUUAUUUCAAAAGAUGCUGUUAUGGGAUGGGUAGUAGAAUAGUAGCCUAAGAGGAAAGAAUGUUUUUUAAGUGGGUGUUCGUGGUUAUGUUACUAUCUCACUGUGAAGUCUGAGAUUUUACAGAAGUUUUGUUUUACUAGGUUACAGGAGAUACUAAAGAAUUAUCUUCAACAGUAUUGAGAGAGCACAAUGUUGUUAAAAUUAGAUCUAACAAACACCUUCCAAAAAUCAAAACUUUGAUUUUUUUCAUUAAUUUCAUAUUUUUUGAUUUUCAAAUACCUGGCUACUAUUUUAAUUAUAUUAAAAUAUUUUAAUUGCAUUAAAGUAGAUACUUUAAUUAUAUUAAAUAGAUAGCUUCAUUAAAAUGUGUUGCAGUAAAUCUCUCCAACCCAAAUAUGCCUUGGCAAUGAAAACACAACACAGUUAAUAUGAUUGCAUGCUGUGCGCCUAGAUUGGGCAGAUCUACUGCUACACUACUGUCUUCCACAGCUUAUGAGACCCCUUAGAACUUGCGGUUUCUCCAGGCCAUGUGCUUCUGCUCUGCUUCACUUCAUCUUCCUCCCCCUCUGCAUCCUCUCCCUCUUCCAUUUUCUCCUUCUUUUCUCUCCCUACCUUCGGCUCCGCCUUCCCUUUUAUCUGCCCAAAUAUCAGCUCUCCUUUAUUUUACAAAUUAAGGUGGGAAUCAGGUUUACAGGAAAUCACCUGAGUGCUGACUCAUUCCUUGUUCACAACCGCUCAUGGGAGAACAGAAUUAACAUCAAAUAUAAUUAGCCCCAGGGCUAUCCUCAACAUUUACCCCUUUCUGUCCAAUUAAAAGACUAUUUUAUCUCAGAUAUAAUUGAACAUAACAAUUAUUAUUUUGUAAUUUAUAAAGUACAGGAGACCUAACACCCAGUCCAUCAUCUUUGUUAAUUAAAUAAAAAUCUCUGUCAUCUAUCCUUACUUAAAAGACUAUAGUUCUGCACCUGGCUAGUUCUGCAUCUGAAAACCAUCCUCUCAAAUCUAUUCCUCUCAAAGUGAAAAGCCUGGGCUCGCCUGAGACUAUGUAGUUUUUCAACCUCAACAUAAAUCCAAGAAUGACUGAUAUUAACUGAAAAUAUAUAGGAAGCCUAACAUAGCUUCCAAAAUUUAGAUAAUUUGUUGAGACCACUGGUCACUUGGACAGUCCCUUACUUCAACAGGGUGGAGCUUUGAUCUUCAGGCUACUGGCCUUAGUCAUCUGACAAGACUUAGAGAAACAAGAAUAUUAAGGACUAGCCUACUGUCUCGGCAGAAUCAAGCUGUCCUAACCUGUAGUUGUGUCCUUUCUUUGGACAGUAUUAUAUCUGUAGAUGAAAUGAGCCAAUUCUUGCCUAGUGACUUUCACCACAACUAGAGUAACUCAAAGAUGCUCAGUUUCUUCUUUGAAUCCAAGACAGGGAAAGCUGUCAGGAGCAGACUAGUCUCAACAACAAGUGAAUAAAUAACAUCAAACUUCACAUUCUGUGGACUUCUGAUGUUUUUGGAAAACCAAUUAUCUAUAUGAAGUAAUCUGAACUGUUCUCUGAACCUCUCUCAGCCAUUUCUGAUUAAAAUAACUGAAAACACCCUAACAAUAAACUCAGAGCCAAGAAUUUCCUAUCUGACCCUUAACUCACAGGCUUAAACAUCUCAGCUCUGUUUAUCAUAACAGCAAUUGAAGGACUGGGUCUAAGCCUUGUACUUCAAAAUUUUUAGUAUCAAAGACAACCUAUAAUAACCACCCGCAGCCGCAAAGCUUAGGGAACUGGGAUGAUGAAUCUUCAUAACUUCUUCAAGCUGAUAUGGGCGUUGAGAUAUUUUUGAAGGAAGGGGGAAGAAUAGGGAAAGGGGGAGUUAGUUGGCCUUAGGAAGGCCCCACCAUGAUUGUAUUAGUUUCUGAUGUCUCUGUCCUGACUGGAUCCGGAUGAAAAACCAAGAUAUCAGUUCAGGCAAGUCAGUUCAGCAUGUCUGAUGAUGAAAUUCACCAAGGCUGUAUAUUCUGUAAUAUAUAAAUCUCAAAAAAAAAAUUUAGUAUCAUCAAUAUAACCUUUUUGUUUGAUUCUCAGGAAUCUAGUUCUCAGGGGGUCUCCUUCUAUCAAAUCUGAUCCAUAUAACUCUAGAAUGUGUAAAUACCUUAAUCACCUUUUCCAAAAACACAAAGAUAAAACCUUUCCCCAAAUCAGCAUAUCCUUCAGCUGGUAACCAGGAAAACCUGUAACUUGCGCUCUGUCCCAGAGGAACAAUAAAACAACCACAACACACAAAAUCACACACAUUUUAGCCUAUUUAGGCCUUUCUAAUUUGUCAUGUCAGGAUAUUAACCCAAAAUUUCCAUGGAGUCCACGUUAGACAGAAUAUGAAUCUCUUGCAGACUUUAUUAUACCAUCUUACAACAAUUGAUUCAUACUUCUAUUUUCCUUUCCUUUUCCUUUCCUCUCCUCUUUCCUUUCCUCUCCUCUUUCCUUUUCUUUCUAUACCUGGUUUUAAGAAGCAGUUUGUCAAACCAGGAUUUAAACCCAAAAUUCCCGUGCAGCCCACAUUAGACAGAAUAUGAGUAUCCUGUAAGACUUAUUAAAGCAAUAUAUCUUUAUACCAUCUUUAAAGCAAUUAAUUCAAACUUCUACUAAUACCUGUUAUACCGUCUAUCUGUUGUGCUCUCUACCAGGAGCCACAGACAUUUAUUUAAUUAAUACCUAUUAUAACAUGUAUCUGUUAUGCUCUCUACCUGGAGACAUAGACUUUAUUAAUUAAUACUUGUUCAUAGCAGGCAAUUAUCACUGCUGUCUCUACUUGGAGUCAGUAACUAAUAAUCCCUAUAUAGUUCCAAAUCACAGGUAAAAUUUCCCAUCUUUAAGUACUAUACCUGCUUAUAAGAGGCAGCUUGACAAACCAGGAUUUAAACUAAAAACUCCAGUGGAGCCCAUGUUAGACAGAAUAUGAGUAUCCUGUAAGACUUACUAGAGCAAUAUAUCGUUAUACUAUCUUUAAGUAUCAAAAGGUUAUAUUUUUCUCUUUAUAUCAAUGAGUUAUUUGGUCUGGAGACCUUUGUACCUUUGCCUCCCAAUUUUUUAUUCAUGGGGAGAAGCUGAAUGUAAAAAGACCCCUGUUGUCUGUGUCCCUGUUUGGAAGUGGGGGAGGCAGGGUAGGGAACAAAGGACAUAGGGAAGCAAACAGGGAAGGCUCUCUCUGGUGUAGAUGCUUCUCUGCUGUUCUCUGUAGGCCCCUCAAAUCAAAUUCAUACUGCUACAGCCUAGGUCACUGCCCAAGCCCCUUUCAGGUGUUGGGGGGCAGUGAAUUUUUAUCUUAGUUAGUUGAGUUCAAAUCAAUAUGUUGGGCGCCAUUUUGUUGUGUUAAAUCUCCAUCCCAAAUAAGCCCCGGCAAUGAAAGCAUGAUUUAAUUCAUAUGCUUACAAGCUGUGCACCUAGAUUGGGCAGAUCUACCACUACACUACCAUCUUCCACAGUUUAUGAGACCCCUUAGAACCUGUGGUUUCUCCAGGCCAUGUGCUUCUGCUCUGCUUCACUUCAUCUUCCUCCUCCUCUGCAUCCUCUCCCUCUUCCAUUUUCUCCUUCUUUUCUCUGCCCCACCUUCCCUUUUAUCUGCCCAAUCAUCAGCUCUCCUUUGUUUUACAAAUUAAGGUGGAAUCAAGUUUACAGACAAUCACCUGAAUGCUGACUCAUUCCUUGUUCACAACCACUCACAGGAGAACAGAAUUAACAUCAAAUAUAAUUAGCCCCAGGGCUAUCCACAACAAAAAUGCAUUUUCUAUUUGUAUAUAUCUUGCAUGCCAGAUUCCUUCAUAAUAAAUUUCUGCUUACAUACUUCUUUCAUAUGCAAUCACAUGCUACUUUGCAAUCAUUCAUUUCUUCCAGGCUUCCUCCAUAGAGCCUGAUCAGUCUUGGGUGCAGCCUAUAAGGAAUAACAAGGGUUUGAUGAUUUCAUUUCUGGGCCACUAUGAUUUUUCACAUACCUCACAAGUGUGGUGCAUAAAUCACACAUACAGAUUGGCAUAUACUCCUAGCUGAGCCACAAGCCAGCAAGGACCUAAAACACCAACAUCUGUGACCAUUCCAAAGCACUCUUAACCACCUUUCCUGCCUGGUUAAUAUCCGCUAGUGCCUCUGUGAAGAGACAGUUACUUAAGAACACCCCACCUAGCAGAGGACCCUGUCCCUCCCUCCCAGCACACUUCAGCCUGCUGAGACAUUAAGCUUGCUAAGAUUGAGUAUGAGUAUUGAGUUUCUACAACUUUAUACCCAUUGCUCAUUCUUGUUGAUAUAUAUGUACAGUGUGUGGAAUGCAUUAUAAAGAUCUAACAGUCAACUCCAUUACUUUGUGUGCUGAAUUAAAUAAAAAAGGAUUUUGAU
Molecule: messenger RNA, 9832 nt
Organism: Mus musculus (house mouse)
Lineage: Eukaryota; Metazoa; Chordata; Mammalia; Rodentia; Muridae
Gene: Itga4
Product: integrin alpha 4
Exons: 28
Coding region: 235-3333 (1032 amino acids)
Biological process (GO): leukocyte migration; leukocyte cell-cell adhesion; animal gross anatomical part developmental process
Cellular component (GO): membrane; cell surface; plasma membrane
Source: RefSeq, marked validated